GCCAGUCCGUCCCCAAACGUAGUCUCGCGCUGCCUGGUGUGUGUCACGAGCUCACGUCUGCGCUUGUUGCCCCUUUAAAAAUCAGAAUUGAAGGCCAAUGAUUUAUCAAAGCCCUAUUAUCAAGAAAAUGUCAUGCGAAGGGUACCUUGCCAUGCACUGACGCAAACCCGGUCUUUCCCACGGAGAUAUAGAAAGCUUUGCACUUUGCACAGCCAAACUCAGUCUGCCUGCCGUCCUUCCAGCUGUUUUCUGCUAUUAACCCACAUUUGUUGACUCUGCACAAAUGGAUUUUUCUGAGCACGGGGAAAUGUUGAGACAGCCGUCAAACAGCGUUCCGCCUCAGCCCUCAGGGGGAACGGUUGGAGCUACAACUAAUACCAAACCGGAGAACAGCAAGCCGGCGCCCCCGCCGCCGCCAGUAAAUGAACGAAAAACUUUUUGUCCCUCGGAAAAUAAACCGUGCGAUAUGGAAGCCAACAAAGCAUACGGGACGUUUAAAAACACUGCACCUGGACCCACGUUUGCUGGCGUUAACUCUGCCGUGCGCAAGGAUUCCGUCGGUAAAAUGGAUGCAUCGACCGGUAAAGCAACGACGGACUUCAUGUCUAACAAUCAAAGUGCUGUAAGGAUCGCGGCGGAGCAUAACAACAGCACCGGUGACUGGACCUCCAUGAGCCAGACCACCAUCAUACUGGGUACAGAUGGCAAUACAUCUGUUCUGCCUGGCACGGUGACCGGGCCCCCUACAGAUGAUACUGGACGGUUGUUCCAGGACGAUGAUGAUGAUGAUGGAGGAGAUGAGAAUAAGGCUCGGGGAAACUGGUCCAACAAGCUGGACUUUAUUCUGUCCAUGGUGGGAUAUGCCGUGGGCUUGGGAAAUGUAUGGAGAUUCCCAUAUCUUGCUUUCCAGAACGGGGGAGGUGCGUUUUUGAUACCUUACCUAAUCAUGUUAGGCCUCGCCGGUAUACCUAUAUUUUUGUUGGAGGUUUCGUUGGGUCAGUUCGCCAGCCAAGGCCCGGUGUCGGUGUGGAAAGCGAUUCCAGCUUUACAAGGUUGCGGGAUUGCCAUGUUGAUAAUAUCUGUCUUGAUAGCCAUAUACUAUAAUAUUAUUAUGUGCUGGACAUUGUACUACCUGUUCGCUUCGUUGAAGGAGACACUGCCAUGGGCCACCUGUAAAAAUGAAUGGAACACCGUCGAGUGCAAAGACAAAGACAUGCUGCUUUUGGACACGUGUAUUCUAAGAGACCGAAACAUCACGUCCAUCAAGAACACUACGUUCUGUUUAUCUGCAAAUGCGGUUGGGAAUUUAAGUAAACUGUUAAAUGUCACAGCGGACAAUAAAACCUAUGUCAGCCCUAGUGAGGAGUACUUCAAGUAUAAUGUGUUGCAUAUUUCGAAGGGUAUUGAAUAUCCAGGGGAUAUCCGCUGGCCACUGGCUGCUUGUCUGUUUCUGGCUUGGCUUAUUGUUUAUGCCUCUUUGGCUAAAGGGAUCAAGUCCUCGGGGAAGGUGGUGUAUUUCACUGCUACGUUCCCAUAUGUGGUGUUGGUCAUCCUGCUGAUCAGAGGAGUCACUCUGCCUGGAGCCGGUUCUGGGAUUCUUUACUUCAUAACACCCAAAUGGGAAAAACUCAACGAUGCUAAGGUUUGGAAAGACGCAGCCACGCAGAUUUUCUUCUCUCUGUCUGCAGCCUGGGGUGGACUGAUAACCCUGUCGUCCUACAAUAAGUUUCACAACAACUGUUACAGGGACACUCUCAUUGUGACGUGUACAAACAGUGCCACCAGUAUAUUUGCCGGUUUUGUCAUUUUUUCAGUUAUUGGCUUCAUGGCUCAUGAGCUCAAAGUCCCCAUUGAGAGUGUGGCAGAUGAAGGUCCAGGAAUCGCAUUUGUUGUGUAUCCAGAGGCUCUGACCAGGCUUCCCUUGUCACCUUUCUGGGCCAUCAUCUUCUUCCUUAUGCUACUUACACUUGGCCUGGACACUAUGUUUGCCACCAUCGAGACCAUAGUGACAUCUGUCUCUGAUGAGUUUCCCAAAUACCUGCGCAAACACAAGCCUCAAUUCACAUUAGUAUGCUGUUUGUCCUUUUUCGUGCUGGGUUUCCCUAUGAUCACUGAGAGUGGGAUGUACAUGCUUCAGCUGGUGGACACAUUCGCAGCUUCUUACUCUCUCGUCAUCAUCGCCAUAUUUGAACUGGUUGGAGUCUCUUACAUUUAUGGUCUACAACGGUUUUGUGAGGACAUUGAGAUGAUGAUUGGGUUUCAGCCAAACAAGUUUUGGAGAGUCUGCUGGGCUUUUGUCACUCCAACCAUUCUCACAUUUAUUUUAGCAAUUAGUCUGUACCAGUGGAAGGUGAUGACAUAUGAGGAUUACACUUAUCCAAACUGGUCUAUGGUACUCGGCUGGCUUAUGGUCAUCUGUUCUGUUAUAUGGAUUCCCAUCAUGUUUGCUAUUAAGAUGCAUCUUGCUCCUGGAUCGUUAAUUGAGCGUCUGAAGUUGGUGUGUUCUCCUCAACCCGACUGGGGUCCGUUCCUGAUGAAACACCGUGGUGAACGCUACAAGAACAUGAUUGACCCUCUUGGCACGAACUCCCUCGGCCUCAAGCUCCCCCCCAAAGAUUUCCAGCUAUCAGCCCAAUAUCAAUAAUCCUCCUCCUUCCCUGUGAGUGUGAAAUAUCCCAAGACCUCUGAGGGUGAGACCAACACUCACACCAAACUCUUCCCAUUCAACCUCCCCUUCUAUCCAUAGCGCUCUCUUUCAGCCAUAUUCCCCCUCUUCCGGCUCGUUCCAAGGGGUCUUUCAGGUGGAAAGCACAGAAACUCCAAUAAUUAGUGGGUUUUUUUUUUGGUUUUCUGGAUAAUUCUAGUCGGUUUGAGAGUGGAGGUCUAUCAUGCGCAUUCGAUCCCAGCUGAAUCAAUUCUCAGAGGCAAUAUAAUGAUGCAGUUGCAACUGUUGAGGCAAUAUUUGACUGACUGUGCAUCAUGCAGUGGUUGUUUUUUUAAUUUAUUUUUCAUUCUGAAGUGACUGCUGAUGUAAAAAAAAAAAAAAGAGAGAGAGAGAGAGAACAAAAAUGAUGAGAAUAAUAUUUAUAUUUAUGGACUAUUUGCUUGUCAUCUCUUAAAUACAGCAACAUCAUUGAAAUAAGCUGCUGAGUAGUGCACAGUGAAUUUGAACUCUUUUCUGGUAUCGCUCUCCACUCGUGUCCACUUAUAGCCGUACCUUGUGCCUCAGACUUCCUCUAUUUAUAAAAUACUGCAUAGUAUAGUGCUAAUUAAACCAAUCAUACUACAUUAUGGAGGGAAGUGAGCGCAUUUCAGUCUCUGUGAAUUAUACUACUCUUUCUUACUAAAAAUAUCUCUACAUAAAGCUAUCCGAAAUAUCUUUACACUGUUAUAGAAGCCAAACUCAUAGCAUAGGUUUCCAGUAGUAAACAGUAGAUCCAUCCCUUUCUUCAGAGAAAACUUAGCCAUGCAAAACUGUAAUAAUACCUUUCAGUGUUGUUUAGAGUAGCACUCAACAGCCAACUAGCAGUUAUGUAUGUAUACUAAUAUUUAGAGUAUGCUUUCGAGUAUGUGUCGUGAUCUGUUGUGAAUCCUCCUGUUCUUAUGCAGUACACAGUUCUAGUGGAGCACACAAAAGAAAAGAUGAGGAAAAACUAAGGAGUGUGGUGUUUGUGUGAUAAUUCUGUUAAAUAAAAUUAUAUUUUAGAUCUAGGUGAUGAUAUUUUUUAACAGUUGCUUGCAGAGGAUAUGUAGAUUAGGAUGAAAAAGCUAAUGUCAUGUGCUUUGGGACCACACUCCUUUUGUUUUUGGUUGUGGACGUCAUCCAUCUCUGUUUGUCUGUUUGUCUUCAUGAAACAGGGUCUCAGGUAUUACUCCUUCCAUCAAAUGUAUCGUAUGUCGGAUAACAGCUUGUGGAAGCUUCAUUUUUCUUUGUGGUGUAAUUAUAUAACCGAUACAUAAAAGUGCAUAUUGUUCAGAAUAUAAGGCCAUAUAUUGAGAAACUGAAUCCUUACGUAUAUUAUUAGUGUCCUGUUUCCAGAUAUUGGACUGUAAAUAUGGUUACAGAUAUAAUGUUCUAGUAAUAUUGCUUUGGCAACAUGCGAUUACAAAAAGCACUUUGAGUAAACAUCAUGCAAAAAUAGGUGGUUGCUCUUUAAAAAAACCACAAUGGUUAAAAAAGCCUAAACUUAAAAGCAAGUAGUAUUUUAAUUUUUUUAUUGUUUUUUGGUUGGUUGGUUAAAAAUGUAUAUCUGAAUGAUAACUACUGUGAAUAUAGUUUAGAUAGUAUUACAAAUUAAGAAAGCCACACUGCCCACGCAAUAACCAGAAUAAUAACUUUGCCUGGGAGUGAUGUGUUUCAAAAGCCAUGUAUGCAGAUACUACACUAAUCACCUUGAAUAUUCAGCAUUUAUAAAACAGAACAAAGGUGUUCCUCAGUAUAUUAGUGCCGCAAAAGAGAUGCUUUUUCAGAUACAUGUUUAAUCUCUGUGUAGUAUACGUUUAUGUGUGUGUGUGAAUGUGUGGAAAUAUAUGCAGCGUUUCAUGUUACAGUAUAUAUAUAUAUAUAUUUAUAAUAAUCCAACCAUCCAGACAUGAUCAAAUGCAGCCUGGUAGUCAGUUUGAGAUCCACAUUGGACUUUGUUUGUAUGCACUGAAAUUGCUAUUCAGAAUUUAUAUACAGUAUUUUCCAGAAUAUUAAUUGCAUUAUUAUAAUCUGAAUAGUGUGUUAAGUCUUGUUACUGAUAACUGUAACAAUAAAAGAAUAGUUAUAAAAAUCUUUAUUAAUUUUAUUAAAAUAAAAAAAAUAUAUAUAUGGCAAGAGUCAACAAUACAGCUGUAAUGACAGGAACAAUUCUAGAAUUAUCUUUAAACUGUUUUUCCCCUCAUGAGCACAAGAAGCAAGAACAGCCAAUCAGAAUCUAUUCUCCUUUGAAAGCAUAAACUUCAAAAAGAAGGGAAUGCUAACACACUGACGUUUGUCAUUCAGGUCUUUAAAGGUAUUUUUCUGGAAAAUACAGUACUUAUUUUUAAAAAGUUACACUCUUAAAAAUAAAGCUUCUUUAUUGACAUUAUGGGUUCCAAACUCUUAAAAAUAAAGGUGCCGUGAAGAACCAAAUUGGGGUUUUCCCCAGAGAUGCCAUAAAAGAACCUUUUUUGGUUGGCCAAAGACAUUUUUAGUGACGUUCUUCAAGGGUCAAUUUUUUCAUAGUGUUCUGAAUAUUUUCAUAAUCUAAAGAACAUUUUCCACUGUAGAGAUAUGCCAGUAAAAAAACCCCUUUAAAGGGCACCUAUAAUGAAAAUCAUCUUUUGUAAGCUGCUUGGACAGAACUGUGUGUAGGUAUAGUGUGUCACAGUCAUAUUGCGGUGAUAUAAAGACAUUAAGUCUCUUUUUUUUUAAAUUUCCUGACGUAUCCAAAUCCCUCCCGCUUUGAGGCCCACCUCAACAUGACAUAAGAGUGCGGUUUCCCUGCCCAACGAUUUGAUUGACAGCCAUGUAUUAACAUGUCUCUCAACUGGGAUAAAAAGAUCUGUUCAGCUCGCUGUGAUCAUCAUCAAAUGUGAUCAAGAAUGAGUUUAAAACAUUUCUAAAACAGUGCAUGUAAUGAUUUACAACGAUUUUACCGUCUUUACUUUAAUCACCACAGUCGCAUGUCAGUACAAUUAUAAAAGAAGACGCCUCAAUCCCAGUUUUUGGACGUUAAAUGUUAAAUCAGGUUUAUUUUGUACAUGAACAUAACAGAUAUCCAUACAGCAGUGGAUUUUAACAUGUAUCCUGUCACAUUUGUCAUGCAAAAACUUUGUGUGUCCGCUGUGUGUACGUGAAUUUGUAACGACAUUGUGUGUGACUCAUCACAGAAAGGCUUGAAUUAACUCCACAACAAAUACAUCAAAUUAUCAUUGGGAAAGUUCUUACUGUAGUAUUUCUCACAAAUGUUACAUGAAAUUUGCUUACUUCAUUUUUGUCACUGUGAUGUUUAUCUGAUGCAGUGAGAGACUGAGGCACACUCUGACAGGCACAUGGAAACGGUGGGCGGAGAGAACUAGUAUUAAAGGCACAGGCUACAAAAACAGCUACAAUGUGUUCAGAACAGUAAAUUCCAAUAUUCUGAAAGGUGUAAUAAAUAAUCUGUUGGGUGUUUUGAGCUGAAACUUUACAGACACAUUCUGGAGACAUAAAAGACUAUGCUUUUUCUUUCACAAAAGGUUCUGUAUAUGUCGCUAAAAAACAUUUUAAUUGGAUUUUAAAAGUGGCUCUUAAUAGAAAUGUUUGCUAAAAAAAGACCUUUCUAUUUGGGAAGCUUUAUUUUAAGAGUGUAUCAUGCGUAGCACAACAGCAACAAAAUAUACAAAGCACAUUUUAAUAUCUGAACUGUAAACAGCUGCUGUGAUCAUUAUUAUCGUAAUAUUUAAGGUUCUGGAUGGAGUUUCUGUUAGUCCUUGUGUUGCUGUACGUCUGUCCGAGAGCUAUAGUUACACUCCUAUCACAUAACAAAUAUUCUAUGGGUAAAAGAAAAAAUAAUAAUAAUACGUACCAGUCUUGCAUGUGCUGUUUGUGUUGCUGUGAAUUAUUUGUCCAUGUUUGCUUCCCCUUUACGCUCCUUUUCCCGAAUGUGAGUUUACCACCUCUUCCUACCUACAGGGCGACACUGGGCAGUAGGCAACCAAAGAAGGAGAACUUCUCGAAGGGUUCUGAAAAAAAAAGAAAACAUAUAUUCUAAAAGAAGAUAUACAACAUAUAUAUAUGAAAAAAAUAAAUAUAUAUAUACAAAAAGCCUAUAUAUAUAUGAAAGAAAAUGAAUUAUAUUAUUCUGUGUAUUUAGGAGACUGAGAUACUGCCACUCAUCCUUCAUCUAGUGGUCAUUAUUGAUGUGUGCCAAUAUGUUAUAUGACAUCUUCAGGUAACCUUUGGCCUUAAAGAUGUCCUCUGGUAAUAAACUAUUAUGUGUAUUUCAGAAUAACGAUACAGAGUAGCUUCCAAUCAGUCAUUAUGUGGUCAGUCUAUAUUGUAAUGUAUGUCGUGUCAUUUGGCACUUUACUGUGGACCUAUCGGAGCAUAGGUAAAAUUUCUUAUUACUUGGGUAAUGUCAUAUAUUUCUGUGUGUUUUACAUGAGGGAAAUCUGCCUAUGGAUACAGAUGCGUACCUCCAACUGAUCAUGGCAUCCUUUGAGUUCGAUUGUAGAGUUUAAAUAUGACAAAUAUCUAGAUUUUGAAUCCUAUGCCAGACAACAAUGAAAAAAGAGUGUAAAACAUAUAUAAAAAGAGGAAAAUAAACAUAUAUGAAAAGGCAUAAUUUAUUUUAAACGUCAUUUAUCCUUGAGGCCCUACCUCAGAUUUUGUAUUUAUGUAUAGAAAUGCAAUUUGAAUCAUAGUAUCUUUGCCAAUAAUACAAUAAAAUACCAUAUUUAUCAUAAAAUGUAUAACCUCUUAAUCAAUAAAUAAAUGUUAAUGUUUUCAA
Messenger RNA from Danio aesculapii, 7457 nucleotides. RefSeq names its product solute carrier family 6 member 5 (gene slc6a5). The coding region runs from base 284 to 2644 and encodes 786 amino acids. Gene Ontology annotation, molecular function: glycine:sodium symporter activity. The transcript is spliced from 16 exons. Gene Ontology annotation, cellular component: membrane. The record is from RefSeq and is a predicted model, not a curated record. NCBI's taxonomy places the organism in Eukaryota, Metazoa, Chordata, Actinopteri, Cypriniformes, Danionidae. Gene Ontology annotation, biological process: synaptic transmission, glycinergic; sodium ion transmembrane transport; glycine import across plasma membrane.